AUGCAUAUCCUCAUCGUCAACGACGACGGUCCACCGUCGACGCACUCGUCGCCGUACGUCCACAGCCUCGUGCGCGAGCUGCAGCAGGCCGGCCACCUGGUGUCUGUUUGCCUGCCGCACACGCAGCGUUCCUGGAUCGGCAAGGCACACAUCAUCGGCCAGACCGUCGAGCCCACCUACUACCGCCCGCCGCCAUGGUCAAGUCUACCGGCAGGGAUCUCCCAAGCGGAAGGCGAGCCCGGCAAUGCCGGCACCGUGCACACGCGGCCGUUCCGCCAAAACGGCAAUAGCAACGCCGGCACCAACGGCAGCUCGGACGAGGCGCCCGAGGAAUGGGUCCUCGUCAACGGCACCCCGGCAUCGUGCGUCCAGAUUGGCCUGUUCCACGUCUUCAAAGAGCGCCCGCCCAUUGACCUGGUUGUUUCGGGGCCAAACUACGGCCGCAACACGACGGCCGUCUUUGCCCUGAGCUCCGGCACGCUCGGCGGCGCGCUCGAAGCCGCCACCUGCAACAAGCCCGCCAUUGCACUGAGCUACGCGUUUUUCAGCCGCAAUCACGACCGCGACAUCAUUGCCGAGGCCAGCCGCCAUGCCGUGCGCGUCAUUGAGGCGCUCUACCGCCAGUGGCCCAAGGACGUGCCGCGGGACAGCGCCGACAGUGUCGACCUGUACAGCGUCAAUGUGCCGCUGGUCGCGGGUGUGUCGACGCACAAGACGGUGUACGCGGGCAUCCUGCAGAACUACUGGAGCGAGGGCGGGUGCUUCGUGGCCGAGGACGUGGUCGAGGACGUGGUCGAGGACGUGGUCGAGGACGUGGUCGAGGACGUGGUCGAGGACGUGGUCGAGGACGUGGUCGAGGACGCGGCCAGCGGCGCCACGGAUGUGGAAGAGGAGCGGCUCCGCACCAGCCAGACCCAUGGUGAGGCCGCCAAAAAGGCGGCGUCGGCAUCAGAAAGACCAGACGUAGCUACGCAAACAUCAAACGCAGCAACAACAACAACAGCAGCAGCAGCAGCAGCAGCAGCCUCCGGUGCUAGCUCCGGCCACGGCCAUACGGCACCCAUCACGCACCGCCACUUCAAGUGGCAGCCGCAAUUCUCUGAUGUCUACCGCAGUGUGGACGAAGCGCCGCCCGGCAACGACGGCUGGGCCGUGCGGGAAGGUCUGACAAGCAUAACACCACUCAAAGCAAACUUCUUUCAGACGGCAACCAAGCUGCACCAGACCGAGUUCCGCCUGUCACAGACCGGAGAGCGGAACAACACGUAUCUACCCAUUGCAUCCAACGAGACACUCUAUGCCCUCGUCGCCUACGAGGACCCCUACGUCCAGCCCAUCAUCUUGGACGCGCUCAAGGCUGCCAUCCCGGAAAGUCAGUUACAUCUGUUGGAGGCAGCGCCGGGAGCCACACUGCCGACGGCUGCCGAGCCGGUCUCCCUGCAGGGACUUGUGGACGACGUCGUUCGCAAGACAGAGGCGACCCCAAAGGUGCUGCAAAUCACGCCGUACGAAGUCAUCGACUUUGACUACGCCGCCCGCCACGCCGCAUCGACUGUGAUCAACAGCUACAUCAUCCGCAAGGCCCUGAUUCGCAAGCACUUUUUGGCCAAUACAGUGGAGCAGUGGGUGGCCAAGCGCCCGCAGUCGGUGCUCGCCCGGCACGUCCAGCGCACGGAGACGUUCGAGGUCGACUACGCCGAGUUCCUGGACGACGCGCUGGUCGAGGCGUUUGACCUGCGCGCGAGCCUCGCGGCCAACGAAGACUGCGAGGACGAAGCCAGACGCCAGUGGUGGAUCCUCAAGCCCAGCAUGAGCGACCGCGGCCAGGGCAUCCGGCUCUUCAGCACUAUGGAGGACCUGCAGGGCAUCUUUGACGGCUGGGAGGCUGAGCAGGAGGAGGCCGGCGAGGAGGGCUACGGCGACGACGACGACGACCACAACGAUGCGGUGGCGGCCGCCGACCUACGGCACUUUGUGGCGCAGCCGUACAUCCACCCACCGCUGCUGCUGCCGGGCACGGACGGGCGCAAGUUCCACAUCCGCGUCUAUGUGCUGUGCGUGGGCGCGCUGCGCGUGUACGUGCACCGGGACAUGCUGGCGCUGUUUGCGGCCAAGGCGUACACGCCGCCCUGGGAGACGGAGGGCGGUGCAGGAGGGGGUGAGGAGGGCCACGAGGGCAGCCCCGAUCUGGCGGCGCACCUGACCAAUACGUGUCUACAGGACGAGGCCGACAAGGGCGACUCGGUACGGCGGUUCUGGGAUCUGGAGGAGCCGGCGGGCAGCAGCGUCAACGAUGCCAUCAAAGACGCCAUCUUUGACCAGAUUUGCCGGGUCACCGGCGAAAUCUUUGAGGCCGCUGCCGUGGCCGCGCCCAUCCACUUCCAGCCUCUGGGCCAUGCCUUUGAAGUCUACGGUCUCGACUUUCUCGUGAGUGCCUCGUCGUCGACGGACGCAUCGCCAUCCCCAUCGCCGACGGCCUGGCUGCUCGAGGUCAACGCGUUCCCCGACUUCCGCCAGACAGGCACCGGACUCCAGGACGUGGUGGCGCAGUUCUGGCAAGACACGCUGCGCCUCGUGGUACGACGCCAGGUGUUUGGAAGAGGAAGUGGUAACGAUGGUCAUGAUGACCAAGGUGAGACGGCCAGCGAUCUCGGGGGGCUGGUGUUGGUCAAGGACGUGUCACUUGGCAGGCGAUAA
Molecule: messenger RNA, 2697 nt
Organism: Sporothrix brasiliensis 5110
Lineage: Eukaryota; Fungi; Ascomycota; Sordariomycetes; Ophiostomatales; Ophiostomataceae
Exons: 4
Coding region: 1-2697 (898 amino acids)
Biological process (GO): protein modification process
Cellular component (GO): P-body
Molecular function (GO): hydrolase activity
Source: RefSeq, a predicted model, not a curated record